This is a messenger RNA of Leishmania braziliensis MHOM/BR/75/M2904, 2259 nucleotides long. Its product is annotated as putative molybdenum cofactor biosynthesis protein. Bases 1 to 2259 code for a protein of 752 amino acids. Gene Ontology annotation, biological process: Mo-molybdopterin cofactor biosynthetic process. NCBI's taxonomy places the organism in Eukaryota, Euglenozoa, Kinetoplastea, Trypanosomatida, Trypanosomatidae. The transcript has a single exon. The record is from RefSeq and is a predicted model, not a curated record.
AUGAAGCAUCUCUUGACCCCCGCCACACCGCCACCGUCCGACGCUUUCGCCGGGGGAGGGCAGGCGAUGCCGUCUGUCUCCAUUCUGGAGGAGUACUACACCAGCAAGAAGGGUCCCCUGUUCGCCACCGCCGUGGUGGCUGGCACCAAUGCCGUUAAGCAGGUGAGCUCGCUCGUCCCCUUUUGCUAUUCGCCGCCGAUCCAACGCUGCUCCUUCACCUUUCGUCGUCGCCAGGUGCUUCAGCCGCCGCGACCGGCGCAGAUGCCGCAUCGGGUGGUGCUGCGUCGCCGUACCUCGGAGCCGGGCCCACCGCAGAGGCGACCGGAGUACAGCGUUCUUUAUUGCUUCUGCACCGUCGCCACAGAGAACAAAGGUGGGGUGGAGAUGGAGGCGCUGACGGGGGCUAUCAUGGCCAGCGUCACACUCUACGACAUGCUGAAGGGCCUCCCAGGCGCGCAGGAGGAUGGGUUGAGCCUGGGGGAGGCCUUUGUACUUGCCAAGCGUGGCGGCCGCAAUGAUUUCACCAAGCUACUCAUGUCUGAGCCGGACCGCCCCCUUGUGGAGAGUGGUAUGCGCUCUGGAGAAGCCACAGUUCAUGCCCUCCCGCCGAGCAGCGGUGCUGUCAGCGGGAGUGGUGAGCUGCUACCUACAAGCACUACACACACAUCACCGUCCACCGCAACCCCUACCGACGCGUCGGGAGCUGCCACCAUGAACGUCGAUCGACGCGCCUCAGCAAAUGUGAAGAAUGCUCGAGCGCAAGGCGAGGAGGCGUCUGAAGAGGUGGAUGAUGAGGAGGAUCACCACCCGAUAGCGAAACGCGUGAUACGCCGUCCAACACCUGCGGCGGCGCCCACCCAUGGCAGCCUCAACAAUUCUGCCGCAACUGGCGAUGCUGACGCGUGGUGGCAUUCGUCAAAGCAUGAGAAAAGGUUGCAGGAGCUCUACCCGCGCCGCAAGUACGGCGACAACGCACGCCUCGUUUCAUCGAGCCCCACACCAAUGGCCGCAGGCGGGUCUGCAGCACGGGCACACACGCGCACCAACGCUUUCGGGACCUCAGACAGCGGCUCCAAGGUGCCUACGACCCCUGCUACCGUUUUGGCUGCUCGGCCAAAGCUGGCGUCCAAGGUGAGUAUGAUUCGUGAUGGACAGGGCUCCAUGACGGGCAAGGGACCCACCUCCGUGGUCGCGUUACGCAAAGCCGCUGGCAGGGCUGGGCCUACAGGCAGCAACGAUGGCGCAGGCGAGGACGAUGAGGAGGACAACAUUGUAGGGAACCGCCACUCGCCUAACCGUUCUCGGCUGGUAAAGAUGUCUGCACGGGCAGGAAAUGUCGUAGCCCAGGCGGCUGAUUAUGACGAUGACAGGCCCGCCGACGCCGCUGAAGCGGAGGAGGCGGAAGACGAGGCGGUAACGACCACAGCCAGUGCAACCGAUCAGGCGGAAGAAGAGGAAGAAACCGCAAUGACAGGAGCCCCCAAAAAGCGUCGGAGCAUCACGGCGGUCGCCUCGGGGCACAGACCUCAGGGCACCGCCGCCACAAAGUCGCCUUUUGGAAAGCGCAGUCCGACAGGACCCCGGCGCUACCUCGCAGAGGUGGAGGAUACGUUGGAGGCGCACUGUGCGUUAGGGGGUGAGACCGCGGAGGGCGAAGGGGCGGGCGAGGAGGAGCGCAUGCCGGCGAAGCCCAGUGCAGUGGCGACCACGCGCAGGGCGCAUGCCCACGGCGGCGUGACGGGAAAGCGGGCUGGCAAGAGCGCUAUCGAAUUCCCCUCACGCAGUGCCGCAGCCAGCGCCCGCAAGCAGCGAGUGGGGGGCGCUGUGCCCAAAAAGGGCCGAGCGUCAGCAGAGACGGACGACGAUGACGAUGCGGAGGACAUUGCCACCCCUGAGGACAGGGAUGACGGCGUGGAGGAGGGCGACGGCGCAGCGGGGGACGAUGAUGGCGGUGCCGCCGCCGCUGCUGUUGCGAGGCGGCAUGGCAAAGCAGCAGCGAAGCAGGGCCGCCCAGCAGCGCUGAGGAAGGGCGGAGCCAUGCGGCCUGUCCGGCACGACUCCUGGGAUACGGGAUUCAGUCGGCGAAGCCGCAGCGAGGAUGGCGGCGACGAUGAUGGUGGGGACGAAGACGCAGUGGAGGAGGAGACCGAGACCGCGGGUGAGGACGGUGGGGCGGCGUGGGUGGACGACAUGGCACCAUCGCCGCCGCGCAAGAGACUGAGGAAGCCGCUGAAGCGUGCAGCACCGAAGAGGCGUUAG